Molecule: messenger RNA, 1195 nt
Organism: Pelobates fuscus (common spadefoot toad)
Lineage: Eukaryota; Metazoa; Chordata; Amphibia; Anura; Pelobatidae
Gene: HINT3
Product: histidine triad nucleotide binding protein 3
Exons: 5
Coding region: 102-566 (154 amino acids)
Molecular function (GO): catalytic activity
Source: RefSeq, a predicted model, not a curated record
GGAGUGCGGCUCGCUGUGUGUUGGGUGGAGCUGGCGGACAGACAAAGCUGGAGAGCGGAGCCAGAGUGCCAGCAGGUGGGGAGCCGGGCAGAGACACAGCCAUGGCUGCCGACAGCGAGCACCAGGACUCGGCCUUUGACAGCAAGUGCAUCUUCUGCAGGAUCGCCAGCAGCGAGGAGAGCGGGGCCGAGAUGCUCCAUGCCGAUGAUGACUUGGUCUGCUUUAGAGACAUAAGGCCUGGAGCACCACAUCAUUAUCUGGUAGUGCCCAAAACGCAUGUGGGUAACUGCAAGACUCUUUCAAAAGAUCACGUACAAUUAUUAAAGAAUAUGGUGUCUGUUGGAAAGAGUGUCCUGCAGAAAAACAAUGUAUCUGAUUUGGAAGAUAUUCGGUUGGGAUUCCACUGGCCUCCUUUCUGCUCAAUAGCCCACUUGCAUCUUCAUGUACUGGCACCAGCCAGCCAACUAGGAUUUCUCUCUCGUAUGAUCUAUAGAGUAAAUUCCUACUGGUUUAUUACAGCAGAUCAGCUCAUUGAACGUCUUCAAGCAAACACAUCUACAAGCUGAAAUGUGUCAUGUUAGCUGUUAUGAUCAAGUCUCUAUCCAGUGGGGGGGAAAAAAACAGACCGUGUUAGUUUUUAACAGAGCAAGCUCCUGAUAUGUUAUGAAUGCAUUGUAUUUAUUGUUUGAUUGAAACCUAGGUUUUAGGCUGUAACCAGGAACUGGUUUAGGAUGCUGCUUUUCAGAACAGAUGCAGUGUACAGUGGCCAUGAGGGUGCACUAUAUACACAGACUAGCUCCAAACCUACAAUAAAUGGCCAAACACAAUUCUAUUGGAAAUUCCACACAUGACAAGAUAUAUGAUAAUUACUUCUCUUGCAUGUUUUUUUUUUCUCCAUCCUGUCCUUUUAUCAAUAGAUGCUAAAGAUAGAGCUUUCUUGGAAGUUUCAGAAGACACAUACUUUAGCCAAAUGUUAAUGCUAAAGAAAUGUUGUGGGUUUUCUUUUUUUAACUGUGACUUCAAACCUAAUUGUAUUAAAUAACUUCCAUAAUGUAUUAAUGAUAACUAUGUCUGUUUUUCUUUUUGAAGAUAUCAUUCAUUUUAGAAAACAAAUUUAGCACCAAAUAGAUACGUGGUUAUUCAUUAAAAUGUGACUUUUGGGGAAUUAACAUUUUUAGUACAGAUUAUCCAAAAU